Cryptotermes secundus is the source of this 4763-nucleotide messenger RNA. Its product is annotated as pre-mRNA-processing factor 39. The transcript is spliced from 18 exons. Gene Ontology annotation, biological process: mRNA 5'-splice site recognition; RNA processing. The coding region runs from base 54 to 3731 and encodes 1225 amino acids. Gene Ontology annotation, molecular function: protein binding. Lineage: Eukaryota; Metazoa; Arthropoda; Insecta; Blattodea; Kalotermitidae. The record is from RefSeq and is a predicted model, not a curated record. Gene Ontology annotation, cellular component: commitment complex; U2-type prespliceosome; U1 snRNP.
GUGUGGACUUUGUGGACCGGUGUGGAUAGUAGGAAUCCUGUUCGGAAAUUAAAAUGGCGUCAAUCGAAGAAGGUGAUGUUGUUCUCGAAGAAUCUGGCAUUCGCCAUACUAGGGCUUCUCGAGCAGUUGCCACUAGGAGGAGGACUGGUCGAAAGAAGACAGCAGCUCCAGCGAGAACAACCAGGUCAAAGAGAAGUACACGUGCGCUGGUCACUGUUGAUUCAGAUGAGGAGAAUGAAGAAGUUCAGGAGGAACUGAGUCAGACUAUAUCAGAUGCAGAGACAUCACAGGGCCAUGCUGAUGAGCAAGGUUCACCAGAAGCACCUAAAGAUGAUGAUGAGGAUGGUGGUGGUGACAGCGAUGAUGAUGAGGUUGGCCAUUUACUCUCUGCAUUGAAUACAAGUACAGAAGAGGGCAGUGCAUUAGAGAAUGGGGUAGGAGAAGGCAGUCACAACAUUGAGGACGAGCAAGAUGCAGAAGAUGAAGACAGUGUUGUAGAAGACAUUCUUACUGCUCAGGUUACAGAAGGGAUUGAGGAAGCGGAAGAUGACACCAACGUUGUGACAGUUAUAGAAGAAGAACAGACAACUGCAGUUCUUCAGAGUGAUGAAGAUGAUAGAGGAAGUGUCAGUGGUGAUACUGAACCUCCAGAGAAUGGUAGUGCAGUGCCAGAGAAGAAAAUAGAGGAAGAGGUUGAGGAGGAGGAGGAGGGAGAUCCUGGCUUGGAAGAGGAAAAUAGUAAUCAAAGUGUAGAUGAGAGGGAAGUACCUGAAUUGGAGGAUUCUCCUCCCCCAACUAUUAAUGUUGUUCUGCCCUCUCCUAUUCGAUCAGGACUGAGAGUCAGGUCUGAGGUUUCAAGUGUGGAUGACAGCUUGGAGGGAAGCCAGGGUUUAUCUCAAGAGGUUCCUGAAGAUAGAGAUAUUCAGUGUAUAGUUAGUGAAGAGAGAAAUAUAAGUGAGAGAUCUGAUGAUAGUGUAAAUGAAAUUUACUCUGAAGUCACAACUGAAAAGAAAGAUCCAGAGGAACAGAUGGAAGUUGAAACAGAUGAAUUGUUAGUGGUUCAAGAAGCCCUUCCGCAGGAGGAAAUGGACGUAACUGACGUCAAAUAUAAUGUGGAGGAAAUGACUGUUAUUGAUGAAGUGGUAGAUGAUGGAGGUCAGGAAGAGAGGACCGAAACAGCCGGUGUAAAUGAAAUUGAAGGGCAGGAUGCUGUAGGAGAAACUGGAGAUGGGGAGAGUGAUUUCCGGACUGAGCCUGAUACUGAAAUGGUAUCAGAGGAUGAACUUCCAACAGAAAGUUCAAAGGAACCCUUAGAAACAGAAGCAGUGUCAGAUGAAGAACUCCCAGAUCCCACAGCAACAGUAGAUUUGCCAGAGACUGAAGCUGUUUCAGAAGAUGAACUCCCACCGGAGAAAACAGACAAAAAGAAGAAGAGGGCUGCAGCAAAGCAAGCUGCUUCAGGUAAUGUAUCUAAACCUGAAGCAGGCAAGAAGAAAGCUCGCUCUUCUGAGGCAAAGAAGAGAAAGCUUCUGGAUGGAGACACGUAUGAUCCAAGUUCUCCUACUUCAGAGAACAGUUGUGACGAGAGUCCUGCCGCCAAACGAGCAGCUGUCAGUAAUGCAAGCAGUGGAACUCAGGCCAAACCUGUCACGAAGGCUCGCAAGUCCCUGCCUGAGUUAGAGAAAUAUUGGAAAGCUGUGAAGGAGGACCCUUCUGACUUUACUGGCUGGACAUACCUACUCCAGUAUGUAGACCAAGAGAAUGAUAUUGAAGCAGCUCGUGAGGCAUAUGAUGCUUUCUUGUCGCAUUAUCCGUACUGUUACGGAUAUUGGCGCAAAUAUGCGGACUAUGAGAAGAGAAAAGGCAACAAAGAGAAGUGUGAAGAGGUGUUUGAACGUGGACUGAAGGCCAUCCCUCUGAGUGUGGAUCUUUGGAUCCACUUCCUCAAUUAUUCGAAGGCAACCUACCCUGAGGAUGAAGAACAUCUCCGUGCUCAAUUUGAGAAAGCCAUCAGUGCAUGUGGAAUGGAAUUCAGGUCGGAUCGCCUCUGGGAGAGCUACAUCAAAUGGGAAAAUGAGGGUAAAAGACUUCAGAAUGUUACAGAUCUGUAUGAUCGGCUGUUGACUACACCUACACAGGGCUAUACCAACCACUUUGACAAUUUUCAGGAGCAUAUUAGCAGUAACCCUCCACAGAAAGUGCUUUCUGUGGAUGAGUUUUUAACACUUCGGCGGGAAGUUCUUCAGAUGUUGAAGCAAUAUGAUCAGCCAACUGCUGUUGCUGAUGACACUGCUCCAGGUGAAGAGGUUGAAGCACCGCCAGGAGAGGAACCAGAUGAACAGCCAGUGGUUAAAACUGAUGAAGAAACCACAGCUUUGAGGGAAAGGAUUAUCUCCAUUCGUAGGAAAAUACACAAGAUAACUGUAAGUGCUGUAGCAGACAGGUGGAACUUUGAGGAAGGGAUAAAGAGACCAUACUUCCAUGUGAAACCUUUGGAACGCUGCCAAUUGAAAAAUUGGAAAGAGUAUCUGGAUUAUGAAAUUGAACAGGGUGACCAGGAACGGAUUAUUAUCCUCUUUGAAAGGUGUCUCAUUGCUUGUGCAUUGUAUGAAGAAUUCUGGAUCAAGUUCAUCCGUUAUCUUGAAAGCCUGAAAGGAGAUAUGAUGGACAAAAUCCGCAACGUGUAUGAGCGAGCUUGCACUAUCCAUCACACAAAGAAACCAAAUCUCCAUCUUCAUUGGGCAGUCUUUGAAGAAAGCCAUGGGAAUUAUGACAGGGCUUCAGAAAUCCUGAACAACUUGGAAAAGCUCGUUCCCAACAUGCUGCAAGUUGCAUACCGGCGGAUCAACUUGGAGAGGCGAUGUAAUAAUAUGGAAAAUGUUUGUGCUCUGUAUGAACACUAUAUCUCCAAUACUAAAAAUAAAGUAAUCUCCAACAACAUGGCUAUCAAAUAUGCCAGAUUUUGCUGGAAGGUAAAAGGAGAUAUUGAGAAAGCUGUCUCUAUUUUGAAUAAAGCUGUUGAGAAGGAUAAGGACAAUCCUCGUCUGUAUCUCCAGCUUAUUGACAUGGGUCUGCAAGUGAAUCCUCUGGAUGAAAACAACAUCAUUUUUAUUAUCGAUCAGUUCCUAUCCAGAGAUACAGACCCAGAACAAAAAGUUCUCUUUGCUCAGAGAAAAGUUGAGUUCCUUGAAGAUUUUGGAUCAGAUAUUCUCAGUGUUCAGAGAGCACACGAUGAAUUUCAGCGUUAUUUCAAGCAGGCAAAAGAUAGGAAGAAGAAGUCUCCAGAACUGGAUGCCAAAAACUUGGAUGGUACAUCCAAGAAGGCAAAGAACACUUCUGCAGUUGUGGACGGCACUCAAGUACAUUCAGGCCACACGUCAUCACAUUCUUCCCCGCAGGCAACACACAGUGGCACAGGUCAACAGGCUCCACAAACUCCAAGUGGGGCUCAGCCACAAACAGCAACAACUGGAACAGGACAGUAUCCACCUCCUACCUAUGGGCAAACAGGAGGAUAUUCACAGCAACCUCCAACUCAGGCAGGCUACCAGGGAGGGCAGUACCCACCUACAGGGCCCCAACAACCACCAGCGGCCUACAGCCAGCCACCGUACAAUCAACAAUAUACCCAGUCCAGUGAUCCCAACUAUGCCAACUACCAGAAUUGGAGCUAUUCUCAGACAGGGUAUGGGGGUUACAACCAGGGUUGGGGUAACUAUAAUUACUACUAAACUAGAAUCAGUAUCUGUCCAUGUAUGUGCAGAAAGUUUUAUAAAUAUAUAAUUCAAAAAAUCUUGCAGUGUUUCUUACAUAUAUUUCAGUGAUAGAUAUUGUUGAUUGAAAUGGACGGGGUUGGCUGUGAUGCUGGUACAAAUAAAUGUGAGAGCCUAAUGGUUAGUGCAAAGAUGGUGUAAUAGUUAAAAGCUGCAGCACAUAGUUAAACCUGACAUUAAAAAUGGAAAUUUUCAAUUGUGUUUCAAAUAAUCAUACACUGGUGUAACACAAAUUCAUAGUACCCUAUUUGGAUCCACUGGUUGAAAUUACAUGACUACAGCCAAAUGUUAAUAAAAUCACAUUUUGAGAUCACUGUUAAUAUGUCUUGAAGUGUGCAAUUUUUAAACAGAAUCAGAUAUUUAUGUCUGUUCUAUGUACCGCAUUUAUAAAAUUAUUAACUUAAGUAGAAAAGAAGUAAAUGCACAUAGUGCCAUGUAUGAUUGCUGUGAAUAGGUAGAAACACUCCAGUUGUGUAGUUACAGUUGUGCUUUAGGUUCCUUUGCCAGAUAUGCGACUUCAUUUUCCGCCAGCAUUGCAGUACUGACAAAACUUGAAACAUGGGAACCAUUUGUUUUUGGAGUUAUAAGUGUAUUGUUUUAGUAUUGAUCUGUAGAUAUUAGUUUCUUUUCUACAAGUCUAGUUUCACUCUCCUUGAUGAUGGAUUCAUGUCAUUUUUUAUAUUUUCUUAGUUUCACCUUCUGUAGAUAUUAUAUUUGUCCGUGUUUGAAUGUGUAGAAUGAAGUGAAUAAUCAUUCAAAGAGCGAAGAAGAGCAUUUACUUUUUGUAAAUCAAAAAUUUACAUAACUGUCAUUCUUUGUAUGUUUUUGCCCAUUGUGCAGUUAGAGGCUGCAGUAAAAAGAAACUGGUGGUUCCUAGUCCUUAAACCCUGUACUUUAUUCAAACUUUGGCAAUGAUGAAAUAAAUAUACGAGGUUCAAGAAGGUUUUUCUAGUGUAUGUUUGAACAUGAUUAAAUUUUGUUACAAAGUUC